UUUAUUGUUUUUCUUUUCGUGUUUGGCAUGCUUGCUGUAAAAAUUAAAACAAUUUUCCAGUUUUUCAUGUUAAAUUUAUUAUAUUUUCGCCCUUAAAAUGCCAAGAGCUGGCGCCUUGUUUGCCGAAGAAUCGGAUUCUGAGUCGGAAAUUAAAACUGAGAAUGAAUACGCGAAAAAUUACGAUAACUGGAGAAAGAAAGAAGAAUUAAACAAACUUAAAACAAAAUAUGGUGACACAGUACUGGACUCCAAUGAAUCAUCUAGUUCCUCAGAUGAUGAUGAAGAUGCUGCAGAGCUUACAGAAGAAGUCGAAAAAGAGUUUUUCAAAACACUUUCUUAUUUAAAGAAAAAAGAUCCCAAAAUCUAUGAUAACAAUGUGAGUUUUUUCAAAGAUACAACUGAGAACAUUAAAAAGGAAAAAAAGGUGAAAGAACAACCUAUGUACCUGAAAGAUUAUGAAAGGAAACUACUGUUGGAAACUGGUGGAGUUUUAAGUGAGGACGAGGAUGGAGAUAAACCAAAACCAAAAACUUAUGUUAAAGAACAGGAAGAACUUAAGAAGGAACUAAUUCAACUGGGAUCAAGAAUUGAUGAUGAAGAGGAAGACGAAACAGGUGGUUUGCUUCAGCUGAGAAAGAAAACUAAGGAGGAAGAGAAUAAAGAUGAAUCAGAAUAUUUAAAAUGGUUGUCAGGACAAAAGGAUGAGAUUGCUGACAAUGAAAUUCAGUCUGAACUGAAACCUUUAAAAGAGUUUUGGACUGACCCUAAGUUAGAUAAUGGAGAAAAGUUUUUGAGAGAUUAUAUUUUAAGUAAAAGGUACUUAGAUAAGGAUGAUGAAAACUAUGUGCCAACGUAUGAUGAAAUAAUCCAUGAUUCUGAUAACAGUUUAUCAGGUGAUGAGGCUGAGAUUGAAAAACAAGAAGAAUUUGAACACAAAUACAAUUUCAGGUUUGAAGAGCCUGAUCAAGAAUUUAUUAAACGGUAUCCCCGAACAGUAGAACAUUCUUUAAGAAAAACAGAUGAUAAAAGGAAAAUUAAGAGGGCUGAAACAAAGGAGAGAAAGAAAAAGGAAAAAGAAGAAAAAAUGACUGAAAUUAAACACAUGCAAGAGCUAAAAAGGAAGGAGAUAGAAGAGAAAAUUGAGAAACUCAAAGAAGUUACAGGAGCAACUGAUGUGGCAUUCGCUGAAGAUGACAUUGAUGGUGAUUUUGAUCCAGAAGCACAUGAUAAAAGAAUGCAAGCACUUUUCAAUGAUGACUUUUAUGAAGGACCCGAGACUGACCAGAAACCUGAGUUUCCUGACAUUGAUGAGGAAUUGGAAAUUGAAAACUGGGAUCACUGGGAUGGUAAUGAAAACUUUGAUGAUGCAUCAGGGCCACAUUGUGAAGAUGAAAACUUUAAUAUGGAUGCUGAUUAUGACCCCUCAACAUCAUUAAAACAAGAAUUAAUCGAAAACUCCAAAGGCAAAAAGAAGCGAAGAAGAAAAUCAAAAGUGGCUGAAGCACUUAGCAAACCAAAACCGAAAAUCGAUCCAAAUGACAAAAAUUAUGAAAAAUACUUUGAUGAAUAUUAUAAGUUGGACUGUGAAGAUAUAAUUGGAGACAUCCCUUGUAGAUUUAAAUAUAGGGAGGUGGUGCCAAAUGACUUUGGAUUAAGUGUGGAAGAAAUUUUAUUAGCAAAAGAUAAGGAACUAAAUCGGUGGUGUUCAUUAAAAAAAACGGUACAACGCAGGCCCGAAAACAUCGAAAGAUACGAUCAAAUAGCGUAUUCCAAGAAGGCUAAUAAUAUUGCUUUAAAAAAGAAGUUGUUGCCCAGCUUGUUCUCUGAGGAACCAGAUCAAGAGCAAAACGUCGAAACGCCUUCGAAGCAUGGUGAAACAUUUGUCAAAAGUGAGACUAGUAGUGGAAGUAAAAGUGAUAAUGUCGAGAUGAAAAAAGAAGAAAUAAAGUCUAGCGAAACCUUGGUGGAAAGUGAUGGUCAGCCGCAAAAAGUUGAAGAGAAAAGUGCUGUUGCAAAAGAAGAAAAAAAGAAAAGGAAGAAGAAGAAGAAGAAAACUAAGAAAAAAGUAGGUGAAAAUGAAGUUGUUAAUAAUGAGUCUACUGUGGAAGUAAAGACUGCUCCUACCGAAAAUAUUGACAACAAAGCUACUAGCCAGCAGAAUAACAAAAACAAAAAACGAAAACGAGCGAAUUCAGAAGGAACCAAACAAGAUAAAAACAAAAAAAUUAAAAAGAAAGUGGAUAUUGGAUUAUCAGAUGCCAGGUUGUCAGCUUUCGGAUUAAAUCCUAAGAAAUUCAAAAAUAAAUUAAAGUACGGCAAUAAAGAUAAGAAACAGAAAAGCUAAGUUAAAAUAUUGUUUGUUAAGUGUAAAGUAUAGUUAAUUGUUUUAAAAAAAUAUAUUUUAUAAGUCAAAAA
Molecule: messenger RNA, 2415 nt
Organism: Anthonomus grandis grandis
Lineage: Eukaryota; Metazoa; Arthropoda; Insecta; Coleoptera; Curculionidae
Product: protein KRI1 homolog
Exons: 9
Coding region: 98-2344 (748 amino acids)
Biological process (GO): endonucleolytic cleavage in ITS1 to separate SSU-rRNA from 5.8S rRNA and LSU-rRNA from tricistronic rRNA transcript (SSU-rRNA, 5.8S rRNA, LSU-rRNA)
Cellular component (GO): 90S preribosome; nucleolus
Source: RefSeq, a predicted model, not a curated record